UUGUGUAGUUGAUUUAAAGUGUUGGGUAACGAAGAGAAUAAGGUUUUAAUUAUGAGUGAAAACAAACAAAUGAAAGAAGAAAAAAAAAUACGGACAAAAUUGUAUACAGCGGUUCUUAACGGAAACGUAGCUAAUCUAAAAAAGUUACUUACAAGUGAUAAAAUCAAUUACAAGGAGCAUAUUAAUGACCUAUACGAAGAGGAUAGAGUGGAAAAAAGUCUUUUAUACAUAGCCUCAGAAAAACGUGACAUACAAUGUUUAACUGAACUGAUUAAACAUGGCGCAGAUUUAAAUAUAACUAGUUCUAAUAAGAAAACUCCACUCUAUAUCGCUGCAGAAAAAGGUGGCAUACAAUGUUUAACUGAACUGAUUAAACAUGGCGCAGACUUAAAUAUAACUAGUUCUAAUAAGAAAACUCCACUCUACAUCGCUGCAGAAAAAGGAAAUAAAGAGUGCCUUAUUCUAUUACUUGACAAAGGUGCAGAUAAAGACAAAGGAGGCCCAUAUGAGGCUACUCCAGCUUUUAUAGCAGCUUUGAAAAAACACCAAAAUUGUCUGACUGAAUUAAUCAAGAGAGGGGCACCAGUAAAAAGACGUGACACCAUUUUCGAAAUAGAGGGCACUGUGGCCAAUGAUUUGCACAAAGCAAUUGAUUCAGGUGAUGCUGAGAAUCUAAAAAGUCUUAUUAAUGAUAAUGACUUGUCAGAAAUAAUCAAUAAGAGAGAUGCAACAGGCAAAACUGUUUUCCAUCUCGCAGUAGAGAAAAAUCGAAAACAGUGCCUAGAUUUGUUGAUAGAAUCCGUCCCAGACGAAAAAAAACCCACAGUUAUUGACAAACCUAACGUUUAUGGUUAUACUCCACUUUAUAUUGCGGCCAUAGUGAAGAAUGAUUGUUUCGCCUUGUUGAAAGAAAAUGUUGCCAAUUUUAGCAAAACUUUGUACUCAGCUGCUUUAGAAGGACAAAAAGAGUGUUUGCAAAAUUUUAUUCAAGAAGAUAUCAACUUUGGAUAUAAAGCGUACAAGCGUUGUUCUAAAACGGAUGCUCAAGCCAAUGGUGAAAAUAACUCAAAUCGUAGCGGUCCCGGUGAAGAUGAAGCACGAACACGUUUAAUGGAAGAUCACUCUACCGAUGCAAGCGAAACACGGUGUUUCAAAUGUUACAUUAAAGAAGAUGACUUAAAAUGUACCGACUACGACGAAGGCGAAACACAGUGCUUAAAAUGUUUCAUUGAAGAAGAUGGAGAUUGUUUAGUUCAUGAACAUGAUGAUCCCUGUUCCAAUAGUCUAAUAGAGGAAAUUUUUGCCCAUGUUAAUGAACCGGUUAAUUUUAUAAACCAUGUAUUUGAUUCCACCUCAGUGGAUAUUGAGAAGUCAAAAAUGAAUAAAGAGAAAAUUUACAGAGUGGAUUUUAAAAUGUUCCUGCCUAAGAGAGGCACAGAUCGCGGCCAAAUGCACGUUUUUGCUUGUUUAUUGAAGGCAAUGAAUAAUGAAGAAGAAAUUAUUGUUCUGAAUAACAUUUUCUGUCAAAUAUUUUUGGAAGCAAAACUGAAAACUAGAACCUUGUUCUGGAUAUUGCUCUUUAGACUUUUUAUCUGGUAUGCAUACUUUGCCUGUGUAGUUUUGUAUACUGCUGUUGUGCUAAACAUUUUUGAAUUCGCUUCAGUUCAUUUAAUACUGAUAAGCACCAUGGGAAUAUUUCUGCUAAUACGAUUCUUACUGCAAAUAAAUCAGAUACUUCUCCUUCUGGAAGACCGUCAGUCAGGAAUUUACUCUGGAUGGACGAUCGCAAAGUCUGUUCUAGUCAUAGUUUCUGUGAUGUUCACAAUCUUUUACCUCAUAGUUACCGUAUUCUUCAUGAACACCAUGAUGCAUGGCCACGAAAUAAGUACUUUGAGCAAGGUGUUGGCAAUAAUCAUUAUUAUACUACACAACAUAGAAUUUAUUAUGAUACAUCUUAAAUUUACCACAGUUAGCCAAUAUUACUCCAUGUUUCUAAUAGUAUUAUACAAAACCCUCAAGGCAAUCGUGUUCUUGUUUCUGCCAAUUUCUUGCUUCAUAAUUAUUUUCCACAUACAAUUUCUAUACAACAGCGAAUUCAGCACGUUUUUUCGCAGCCUUGUUAAAACAAUCGUGUUGAUGACCGGCGAAUUCGAGUACGAAAAGACUUUACAAGACGAGUGCAAUCUGACAGCUUCAAGUGCAGACAGAAGCAAUUUAGAAUUAUUUUAUGUGCGAUUCAUAUUCCUUGCUUUCAUAAUCUUAGUCAACUUGGUUUUGUUGAACUUGAUUAUUGGUUUAUCGGUAGAUAACGUCGCAAGGGCAAAGAAAGCAGGCAAUGCUGUGAGUAUACGCCAGAAAGCUGAAUUUUGCAUACUAGUGGAAAAUUUUUUGCGAUACGUGAAAAAAAAAUCUGGAGUCCAAUGGAUUAAAAAUUUGGCGGGGUUUGUGGAGAAGCACGCCAAAGUUGAGUCGCCUUAUGAGAUGAAGAGAAGCAAAAUUUACGUAUUCCGCCAGAAAACUUUCGACUCUCUAGACGAAUUUGUGAGAAAUGCUAACCUUUCAAAACAACAAAACGAUCUUUUUACGUUGGUUUACAAUUCUUCUGGGACGAGCCAGGAAGAAAAAAAAAAUGAGUGUGUCGAGCCAGAGACGCACGUUUGAGUUUUAUUUCUACGUUGUCAGUUGAUAAAUUAUAAAUUAAACACGUAUACGCGACAAAGUCAUCAAUUUUCUCUUCAAAAAUAAUAAAAACCAAAAAUAUGUUGUAUUUGUAUUUUUUGACAAAAUGAUGAUUAAUGAUGAUGAUUUAAAGUAAAUACCCAUGUAUUAUCAAUUGUUGUUUAUUACAAAAUAUACUUUUUUUUAUUUA
Zophobas morio is the source of this 2869-nucleotide messenger RNA. Its product is annotated as transient receptor potential channel pyrexia-like. NCBI's taxonomy places the organism in Eukaryota, Metazoa, Arthropoda, Insecta, Coleoptera, Tenebrionidae. Gene Ontology annotation, molecular function: protein binding. The transcript has 6 exons. The record is from RefSeq and is a predicted model, not a curated record. The coding region runs from base 52 to 2661 and encodes 869 amino acids.